Molecule: messenger RNA, 1320 nt
Organism: Paraglomus brasilianum
Lineage: Eukaryota; Fungi; Glomeromycota; Glomeromycetes; Paraglomerales; Paraglomeraceae
Source: the annotation of a GenBank genome assembly
AUGGAUUACGAAAGUGCAACUUACAAGGAAGAGAAAGUAAUAUGGGUUACCGGACACACUGGAGGGACGAUGUGGGAGAUAAAUAUGGUUACUGGGGUCAUGUUGAGUUCAUACAUUCUCUGGUCAGCCUUGAUCAAAUACACACAGAUCUCUAUAAAAGUAUAUUCCUCAACUCUACGAACACUUUUAUUUGAAUUUCUAGUAUUAGUAUUUCCGAGUUUACUGGCAUGUACUCUUUUGUCGUCAUAUGCCUUUUACAUCAAUGUGACCUUGAUCUCAGCAGCGGAGUUGAAAGAACUUUUGGUUAAUGAGGAGGAGAAGGGCCCAAAGACUAAGGAACACUUGGUAAAUGGAACAAGAAAACCGUUCCUGAGUGUUUAUAGAGCAGGCAUUAUGAUUGUCACUUGUAUUGCUAUAUUGGCUGUCGAUUUUACUGUAUUCCCAAGGCGAUUUGCAAAGGUCGAAACGUUUGGGACGUCUCUGAUGGAUCUAGGAGUUGGUUCGUUCGUAUUCUCGGCUGGAAUAGUAGCGGCUAAACCUUUUCUAAAACGCCCUGAAAACCGAUUCAAGCCUCUUGGAGGUCAACUUAUAAACGCAUGCAAACAUGCGUUUCCACUUUUUGUCCUAGGAUUUGCUCGAUUAAUUGCCGUCAAAGGAGUUGAUUAUCAAGAGCACGUCUCUGAAUAUGGGGUGCAUUGGAACUUUUUCUUUACUCUUGCAUUUUUGCCAAUAUUUGUUACCCUAUGUCGAGCAGUAGAAAGGUAUGCGAGAUUCGCAGUGCUUGGGCUAGUUAUAAUCGUAGUUUAUCAGUUAGCUUUAUCGAGAUUUGGACUUCAGGAUUAUAUUCAGAAUGCACCACGAACAAAUUUAAUCAGCGCCAACAAAGAGGGAAUUUUCAGCUUCUUUGGUUAUCUUGCCAUAUUUAUCUUCGCGUUUGAUACGGGUCAUUAUAUUCUUCCAGCCGAUCCCUACUAUGCUUUCCGUCAGAACCGCAAACCAAGCAUAAAGCCCAAACAAAGAAAACUUGCCAUGAUUCUGUUUUCAUAUGCGAUAGUAUGGAGCAUCGGAUUCAUGGUGGCUCUAGUGUGGGGCAUUGAAGUGUCCAGACAAAUGGCCAAUCUUGGUUAUGUAUUUUGGGUUGCUGUAUACAAUACCGGGUUCUUGUGCUUGUUUCAAAUUGUAGAAUUAAUGUUUUUUGACAGAUACUGGGUAAAAGAGGGUCUAUAUGUACCUCAUAUUAUGGAAGCUUUUAAUAAAAAUGGGUUGGCAGUUUUUCUACUGGUAAGCAUGAGUAAUGUGUUUGAGGCAAUGCUUUUUUGA